AUGAAUGUCAUGUAUACUGAUGAAUCAUAUAGAGAGAUUGCUGCACUCGAGGCCAAAUUAGAUCGAAUGGUUGACAUGUUGGCUGCCUCGAAAAGAAAUGCAGAACACCUAGACGGGACAACUGCAAGUUCAUCACCGGCGAUUGAAGAGAGAGUCAUUGCCACCGACCUUGAUGAGAACAAAGUCUUGGAUGUGUUCAGGAAACAGAUGCUGCUCCUUUUCCCUUUCCUGGUGAUUCCCCCCGGGGUCACCGCACAGGAACUGCGCCGAGAGAAACCCUUCCUCUUCAUGAACAUCUCAAUGGUUGUUUGCGAAAGCUCUAUUCGACAAAGAGAAAUUGUGCAAGCAGUCCAGAGAUAUGUGGCAGAGCAUAUUGUCAUGAAAGGGGAACAGAGCCUAGAUCUCCUCCAAGGACUUCUGGUCAAUGCAGCUUGGUUCACAUCUGUCAGUCGCUGUCCGCCACCCGCUACAUCUAUACCCACAGGCCCCGGCGAUACUACCCUCAAAGCCGAGAUGGAGCCCCAGUCUAUCAUUCGAAGCACCUCACAAUUCGAUGCCUUUGUGCAUCUACUUGUAGCCCAAUCGCUCAGCCUGGGGCUAAACCAAGAGUUGACAUAUCAAAAAAGCCUUAAUUACCCCAUGACCUAUUUGAAGGAAUCAUUACAAGAACCCUCGCACAGUCCCGUUCGGACCUUGGAGGAACGACGAACUUAUCUAGGGUGUUACUACCUGACCACGAUGCUUUCCACAUGCGUGAAAGAUCUCGGACCCAUCAUUCGCUUCACCAAAUACACCGAAGAGUGUUGCAAGGUUCUUGAGCAGGCGGCAGAAAACCCCGUCGAUGCCCACCUGGUACAAUUAGUCCGAGUGAUGAACCUCGCGGAAAGAAUCCACUGUACACUCUACCGCACCGACCUUCACUCCUCGCCCGUCUCAUCACCACCUAUUGGAUUAAGCAUCCGAUGGCUAGAAGCCGAACUAAAAGAGCUGAAAGCUCGCAUGACAGGCGACCCAUCGCAGAGCGGUCAGUUCAUCAAGCCUGGUAUUGCAACCUUGAACCACCUAACACCCACUACAGCAAUCUUAUUAACCCACUACGACACGCUGGAAAUACAUCUCUACCGAGUUGCUCUGAACCAGGACUCAUCCGAGUCCAACUACGGCGAUCAUCCACUCAUGCGGUUAGACCUGCUAUACCGCUGUCUGGAAUCAACGACCUCAUUCUUCAGGAACUUUAGCGCCCUCCCCUCCACCUUCUUUCCCUAUGUCCCCUUUACCAUAAUAUGUCAGUUCGGAAAGGCUAUCGUCACUCUAUCCCAGCUUUCGCUUUAUAAUCACAGUGGGUGGGAUCGGACAUACGUCGAAAGCACGAUAGACUUCAAUCAAAUCAUCGACCAGUUGCUUGCCAAGCUGGAGGAAUCCCGGCCACACUUUCAACAGACCUUGCGGGAAUAUCCAGAUGGUAACCAGAUCCCCGAGAUCUAUGGGAGAAUGGCCGCGAGAGGACAGAUGUUGAAGGCGAUGCACCAGCGGAGAAAGGAUGCUCUGGAACAGACGUCACCGUCGAGUACGGUAAACAUGGAUUACGAGCUUAUGAUGAAUACGCCAUUGGAUCUUCUGUUCCCUUUCGGCGAGAUACCUCCUGUUUAUGAACCGUAUAGCUACCGGGUUUAG
This is a messenger RNA of Penicillium olsonii, 1674 nucleotides long. The record is from the annotation of a GenBank genome assembly. NCBI's taxonomy places the organism in Eukaryota, Fungi, Ascomycota, Eurotiomycetes, Eurotiales, Aspergillaceae.